Molecule: messenger RNA, 929 nt
Organism: Ilyonectria robusta
Lineage: Eukaryota; Fungi; Ascomycota; Sordariomycetes; Hypocreales; Nectriaceae
Exons: 2
Coding region: 284-556 (90 amino acids)
Source: RefSeq, a predicted model, not a curated record
GAUUCCCCAGUUACCUACCUUCGGAAAGCUAUGCAGUUUCAUCCCUAAUCAUUCAGACCUAAUCUACCUCCCUCAAAAAUAGCUUCCCUCUUAAGAUCUAUUACGUUAUUGGACGUAAGCCAUUACAAAGCCUCCCUGCCCGAGCAAUAUCUAGCAGUCUAGGUAGAUAAGAGGUGGAUAUAUAUAUAGCCAGAUAGAGGAUUAUAUACCCGAGGCAGUUCGAAACUGCCAUACCUACAAGCAAGACCUACCCGAAGUCGAAUUUCAAAGCAUUAAGGACUCUAUGAAGUUUACAAGAGAUUGUGCUAGCUAUAGGGCACGCCAAAGGGAACGUAUAGCCAAAUCCCAAGCUGCCGUCGCCGCCAUGCAGAACAUCGCCUUGAGGCAAUCGCCACACAGAGCCACGAAGAGGACCGAUUCUCUAGCUAACCUGACGCCUCCAGGGCGGACUGCGCCAAGGCUUGCGUCUGUGCACGGAUCACGAUCUCCUGCUACACCUGCUUUAUUCUAUGGCCUGGCGCCCGCACUCCAGGGACUGCCUAGACCUCUGCUGUAGCUAUCUACUCCAAGCGCGGUAGAGGGAACUUCCCCUAUCCCUCCUAUACUUUGCCUGCUAAUAGUAGUUCUAGGCACGCCGAUUCCUCAAACGCCAAUUCCUCAAGGCACUCUUCCUACGGCUCCUGUUAUGCUAGGCAUGCCUAUACCACAGGAAUCACUUCCUACGGCUCCUGUUAUGCUAGGCACGCCUAUACCAUAGGAAUUGCUUUCUACCGCGCCUUUAUUACUGCUAUAGGCCUCAAGAGCGACAGUUUAAUUACAGUAUUAAUCCACCUUUUAUAGAGGACCUUGACUUGCCUGCUCUUGGUGAGGAAGAUUAGGCUCUUGUUCGGGAGUUCUAUACCGCCCUAAAUAACGACAAGAUAUAUAGU